This is a messenger RNA of Phialemonium atrogriseum, 909 nucleotides long. RefSeq lists its product as uncharacterized. The transcript is spliced from 2 exons. NCBI's taxonomy places the organism in Eukaryota, Fungi, Ascomycota, Sordariomycetes, Cephalothecales, Cephalothecaceae. The record is from RefSeq and is a predicted model, not a curated record. The coding region runs from base 1 to 909 and encodes 302 amino acids.
AUGAGACAGGACGGGAGAGUCGACAAGGAGAGUAUCUCCAUCAUGUUCUCUGCUCUUUCCACGUCCAUCCAGAGCAGGUUGCCGCCUCUACCUUCGAUCCGGAGGUCCAUGACCGGCGGCCCCUUUCUUUCCCCCUUCGCCUCAGGCGCAACGACGCCCAAUUCAGAAGCCGAGUCCCUCUUUUCCGAGCAGACGAGGGUGGAUGGAUCUGCUGUCGCAGAGGCAUUGGCUCUCCAUGAUGGCAGCGUCGUCGCCCUCAUGAGCGAUUUCGCCGGCACCCCCACAGCCCUCUCACAACGCUCUGGAGUAGACUGGAGGUGCGGGCAACAAGGAAUCUAUCUUGUAACCAGUGCCGGACAGGAAUCCAGGCAGGUCCUCGACCAGAACCACAGCGCCAAGUUUGAGAGGGGCGCCUAUAUCGACGGCUUGUCCUACUUACUCAAAGGCCUACCCACGGAUCUAGACCAGGCUGAGGUGAUGGCUCUCCAAAGAGCGAUACCGGCCCCUCUCGCACAUUCGAUAGCGCCUCCAGGAGAGUCGAGACACACCUUAACCGCCCGAGGUCCUGGUGGCCGGCGGUCGAUAUUGCACAGGGGAAUGCAGCUGCUUGUGGCACAGGCCAUAGUGUGGUUCUGUGUCGCAUGGCCCUACAUUCUCUUCCUGCUUCAGCAGAUAGCCCUCUAUGAGAGGAGGUACAAGAUAUCCGAGAAAUUUGUUGGGCGAAGCAUAGAGCUCGCAAACAGCUUCGCCAGGCACGGCAUGAGCGCAUCAAUCGCUGUCUGCAGCAUGGGUGACGGGAAGGUGGGACAAGUGCUGACAGAUGCCCUUUCGUGGACUAUCCAGGGCAUGGCUGGGGGGUUUUCUGAUGGAGUCGAGGACGGUUGGUCGAGGGUGGGAGCACGGCGUUAA